Molecule: messenger RNA, 1848 nt
Organism: Stomoxys calcitrans (stable fly)
Lineage: Eukaryota; Metazoa; Arthropoda; Insecta; Diptera; Muscidae
Gene: Ing3
Product: inhibitor of growth protein 3
Exons: 4
Coding region: 131-1744 (537 amino acids)
Biological process (GO): regulation of DNA-templated transcription
Cellular component (GO): NuA4 histone acetyltransferase complex
Source: RefSeq, a predicted model, not a curated record
GAAACGACUCGAAUGAACAACAAAGAAGCUCUGUGGAAAAACUCUUGAAAUAAUUUAUCCUCAAACUAAUAAAUACAAAUGAAAUAAUCAGAAUUUUUCCAAAAAUAAGCUACAAAUACAACUGGCAAACAUGCUUUAUCUGGAGGAUUAUUUGGAAAUGAUUGAGCACUUGCCUCAAGAGCUACGAGAUCGUUUUACCGAGAUGCGAGAACUGGAUUUAACAGUACAAAACAACAUGGAUUCCCUGGAAAAGAAAACUCGUUCAUUCUUUGUCCAAUGCAAACGCGGCGAGCUGCAAGAUGAUGCCGCUGAUACUGAGUUCCAAAACCUGCGCAAGGAAUACUAUAAAGUUCUAGAGGAUGCCGACGAGAAGGUGACAAUUGCCACACAAAUUCAUGAAUUAGUGGAAAGAUAUCUGCGGCGUUUGGAUAGUGAAUUGUUUAAGUUCAAGUGUGAACUUGAAGCCGAUAAUAAUGGCAUUACAGAGAUUUUGGAGAAACGUUCCCUGGAAAUGGAUGGGGGUAGUGCGGCAACAGCCUUGCUUAGUGUGGCUGGUUUAAGCCAAAAGGAAAAUCGUUAUUAUGGUGGCUUGAGUGCUGCCAUUGCCCCAUCGGCCAGCAAUAGCCACAGUGCUGUAAUGGGAGGAGCUGGUGUUGGCGGUCUUGGUAUGGGUGGUGGUAUAACUGUGCCCGCAACUCCCACGGGGGCCACAAAAGACAACCGCUACCGGGCUCCAAAGCCGGAAAAAAGAAGGGACUCGACCUCGACCUUACAAAGUGCUGUGCCAGAGAAGCGAGCCAAUUUGGGUAAUAAUCUUACAACGCCUAACCCUCCAGUAGCUGUGGUACGUCCCAUAACUCCUGGCAUAGGAGCAGUGCUUAAUGCAGCAGCCGGUUCAGUGGGUACACCUGCCGUUGCUUAUAAUCUGCAACAAAUAGGAGCUUCGGCAACAACAGCAAUUGCUGCUGCAGCCUCACAGGCCAUUGUGGCCACACAACAAAUGCAACAGGGACGUCGUUCGGCAAGUAUGAAAGCCAGCUAUGAGGCUAUACAUGGGGGUGGUGGGCCCACAGAGUUCUGGAUUAGUCGCGAUAUAUCCCACCCCCAGGCUACAGCGUCAGCUUUGGGUUUGGCCAGUACUUCUACCGAGAAGACCAAGAAGAAGUAUGCCACAAAGAAACUAACUUCAAGCUUGUCUCAUGGUUUGGGAACAUCGAAUGUAUCAACUACUAGUACACCCGCCCUCAGCCUGGCUUCUUCGUCUUCAUCGCUGAGCAUGGAUUCGGUUGAAAUGUUAGCCUCAUCAGCACCUACUUCGUUAAAUGUUCCUUCAUUAUUGCCCACAGGGCAACAUGUAACCGCUUCAUCAGCAUCUGCUGCUCUGGCAGCUGCCACCACAUCAUCUGCCAAUAGGCAAGCUCUUAGCUCCACAUCAUCGACAGCAUCUGCCUCGACAACAUCGACAUCCACAGCUCUCACACCAGGUUCCAACAUAACACUGAACGAGAAUGGUAUGGUUGUGGAACAAACACCGGAUGGCGAAUGGUCUUAUGACCCGAAUGAACCACGCUAUUGUACUUGUAAUCAAGUUUCAUAUGGUGACAUGGUAGCUUGUGACAAUGAUGCUUGUCCCUAUGAAUGGUUCCAUUAUCCCUGUGUUGGUAUAACGCAACCGCCAAAGGGUAAAUGGUAUUGCCCAAAAUGUACCGCAUCGAUGCGACGACGGGGAAAUCGCAAAAAUUAAUAGAUGGGAUAGUAUUAAACACAUAUUGAAGUGUUGAAAUAUUUGUGCGUGAAAUAAUAUGUGUACGGAAAUAAAUUGGAAAAAUGUAAUCCCUUAAAAAGCAA